Messenger RNA from Heterostelium album PN500, 450 nucleotides. RefSeq lists its product as uncharacterized. The coding region runs from base 1 to 450 and encodes 149 amino acids. The record is from RefSeq and is a predicted model, not a curated record. Lineage: Eukaryota; Evosea; Eumycetozoa; Acytosteliales; Acytosteliaceae. The transcript is spliced from 4 exons.
AUGACUUUUGAAGAUACUCAUUAUCCCCAAUUGUGCUCUGAUAGAAUAAAAUGGCAUAAUAUAGGUGAUAUUCCAAGAGUUCACAGUAGACAAUCACAUCAGUUUGCAAGCUAUCAUUCCCUAUAUCAAAUCUUUGAUUGCAUGGAUACAGAAUCGAAGAAAGGAGAAGUAGUUAGAAGAGUUGGACUAAUGGGCGCCGGUGGUAGAAGUAACAAUAGUAAUAAUAACAACAAGAGUCUAAAACAACAGUUGGCUGCUGGUAAUCGUAUGAACAAAGACCAGUUUAAGAGGAAAGUGUUUGAAGAGGAUGAUCGUGACUUGGUCAUCCCAACAACAACCAAAUCUGAACGCAUCUCUCAUCAUUCCUCUUCAAACCCAAAAACAAUGACAAUGAUAUCGAAUCAGAUACAAGAGACAUUAAUCAAAUGUCAUUUAAGUUUAAAACAAUAA